AUGCCCUCUGUCGAGCAACGUUGCUCCACAGAUCCGUCAGAAGAAUCCCAUUUCGGCCUCUUCAAUUCGCGAUUGUACUCUUUCGGUUAUUACCUAGCAUUCAUGACACUAGGUGCGGAUAGGCACAAAAAAGCCAAACUGAUGAAAGGAGGGGGUCGAUCUAAUCGACUGGUCCCGGUCCCUUCCUCCAAAAUUUCGAGCCUUGUGCCUAGAGUAGAAAAGAUUUUCAAUGUCGUUCUCUUAUGUCGUCAACGCUUAAAUGCUUCUUUAUGUUCUUUGUCACAGAUAGAGAGAGAACAGUACCCCUGCUGUCCGCAGUCUUAUUCCAGUUACAUUGUAACGUUCGUUUUACGCCGGCACUUCGGAGCCUCCGGACAGGUACUGAUUAUCCCAGCUAUAAUAAUCGCAGCACUGAUUCCUUUUAUGCUCUUGUUACCUUCAGAAUCUAAAGAACGUAUAACCCUAGGAAUCGCCCUCGUGGUAAUAAAUGUCAUACAGAUUAACGUCAUUACUAGCAGUAUAGAGAAAAGCUAUGCGAGUAUCCCGAAUAUUUUGAAGUACCACGUGCUUACGUUGAUCUUGGUUGUUUUGUCUGUGAUUCUGUCAAUAUUCAUCCUGAACAUUUACAACAGAGGACCAAGAAGAAAGAAGAUGCCGCAGAUAUUGCGAACGAUAUUCCUGAAAGGAUUACGUAGGUUGGUUUGUCUUGGAGACGAUACUUACCGACCGACUGACGAGCAAGAGGCAAUGAGCAUGCGCGGAAAAGACGUCGUCGUUGGAGUAAAUGAGGAAAAGCCUCCACAGACAUCCGGCGGAAAUAUGGACAAAAUCAACAAACACAUGCAAUCUUUGGCACAGCGAGAUAGCAUCCUGGAUGCUCGCCAAGAAAUACUUGCCGAAUGGCAGCAGUUGGCGAUGGUCAUCGAUCGCAUCCUGUUUAUUUUGUUUUUGAUUGUUUUUAUUAUCUCUACAAUAAGUCUCUUUUCUGUUACCUCGUAUUAGGGGACUAAGCGUGCAUUAUUACUUAUUUGCGUAUAUAUAAGAAUAAAAUGGAAGAGACUUCACAUAUAUAUACUCUAAGCUUAUACAUAGAAUAUAAGUAAUGACAAAUAUGAAAAAUUUGAUUCUCUGUUUACAAUUGUUUCAUCAUUAUUCGAUAUAACAAAUCUUGCAAAACAUGCUGUAAACAAGCUGGUAACUGUUGAUUAGUUCUCUUGUGAUAUAUUGCAGUUCUAUAAUAACGCUUUGAAUAUAAUUUCUGCAAAAUACUUUACGCAGAAAGAUUAUAUGUAAUAAUGACAUUAAUCAAGAAAUGAUUAGAAACGAAGUAUCCUUCAGUUUUCAUUAAUAUAUAUACAUAUAUAUAUA
This is a messenger RNA of Octopus sinensis (East Asian common octopus), 1368 nucleotides long. Its product is annotated as neuronal acetylcholine receptor subunit alpha-6. Gene Ontology annotation, cellular component: membrane. Lineage: Eukaryota; Metazoa; Mollusca; Cephalopoda; Octopoda; Octopodidae. Bases 1 to 1002 code for a protein of 333 amino acids. The record is from RefSeq and is a predicted model, not a curated record. Gene Ontology annotation, biological process: monoatomic ion transport. The transcript is spliced from 5 exons.